AUGGCCUUAGUUGUUGCUCAAAGUUUUAUUAAGUUAUAUAGGUUUGUAAACGCCGGAAGACGUAAGCCAAUAUCAUGUAUCGUCAUAACUGCUGUAUUAACUUCACCGUUAACAACUCGAAAUCACCAAUUAAUUUUUGGACAAACGAAUUUUGCUGAAGGUCAUGGUAUGUUAUUAGAUCCAGUUGGUAGAUCAUCAAGAUGGCGUGAAGAUAGAUCUGCUCCAGCUAAUUAUGACGAUAGUGGUGUAAAUUGUGGAAGUUUGGGGACAUUUGCUUCACUUGGUGGAAAAUGUGGGUUGUGUGGUGAUGAUUACAAUAUGAGACAACCAAGACCACAUGAAUUAGGUGGAAAAUAUGGACAAGGAGUUAUUGUCAAAGAAUAUAAUGGAAAAUAUUUGUGGGUUGGUCCAUUAAUAACUGCAAAUCAUUUAGGACACUGGUCGGUUGAAUUAUGCAAUUUAGAUAAAUUUGGUAGUGAAUCGGAAAGUUGCUUUGCUGAACAUGGAGAAUUAUCUUUGGAUGUUGGUGGAACAAGAUAUGAUGUUGGUUCUAGAACUGGAUUUUUGAAUGCAUCAGCUAUAAUACCAAGUGGUACACACUGUAAUCAUUGCGUUUUAAGAUGGAAAUAUGUUGCUGGUAAUAAUUGGGGAUUAUGCAGGGAUGGUUCUGGACAUUUAGGUUGUGGAAUACAAGAGACCUUCGUUUCAUGUGCUGAUAUUAAAAUUCAGGGAAAUGUUUCAGAAAAUACUUCGGGAAAUUUUUAA
Messenger RNA from Condylostylus longicornis, 765 nucleotides. RefSeq lists its product as uncharacterized. The transcript is spliced from 5 exons. NCBI's taxonomy places the organism in Eukaryota, Metazoa, Arthropoda, Insecta, Diptera, Dolichopodidae. The coding region runs from base 1 to 765 and encodes 254 amino acids. The record is from RefSeq and is a predicted model, not a curated record.